Lindgomyces ingoldianus is the source of this 2538-nucleotide messenger RNA. RefSeq names its product S-adenosyl-L-methionine-dependent methyltransferase. Gene Ontology annotation, molecular function: O-methyltransferase activity; oxidoreductase activity. Bases 33 to 2483 code for a protein of 816 amino acids. Lineage: Eukaryota; Fungi; Ascomycota; Dothideomycetes; Pleosporales; Lindgomycetaceae. The record is from RefSeq and is a predicted model, not a curated record. The transcript is spliced from 5 exons.
CUUAACUCAUCUGGGCAUUUGGACUUUUCACCAUGGAGGCAAUUCUUGAAGACUUAAUCGCGUCGUUGAGGACUGUCUCAAAACAACUCCAAACUGAUGCCAAACCCCUCCUCCAAGAAUCCCUCCAUGAUACAGACAAGCUACCUGAUUUCCGAACCUCUGCGCUUGCAUCGGAAGCAGUUGAUCUAUUAUCGGAACUACGCCUACUUCUAGAACCCGGUCACGCAGUGCUCGCAGACCAUUUCUUAGGCUACACCAACACCAAAUGCUUGGUAGCUGCCGUUGAUCUCAACAUCCCAGACGCCCUGCGUUCUGGACCGAAGACUCUCUUUGCUCUCGCAGAAGUUAGUAAUUCGCGACAUGACCGCCUCGGUCAAGUGCUCCGGACUCUGACCAAUAAUGGCAUUUUUACCUAUGAUAUAUCAACCAAGACCUAUUCCAAUAACCAUGUCUCAACACUGCUCCAAUCGGACCAUUGGUCUCAAUGGCGAAAUUUGGUCGAACUGUAUGGAAAUGAAUUCUACGACAUGGCGCGUGGGAUUCCUGAAUCCAUUGGAGCCGGCGUAGUACGAACACCUGCGCAGAUCAACUACGAUACUGAUGAGAGCAUGUUCGACUACUUCACCGAAAAAGGCUGGAUUGAAAAAUUCCAGAAGACACUGAGCGCUGGAGCAACAGCCCAAGUCCCUGGAAUCCUCGAGGACUAUCCCUGGCACGUAGUUGCAGAUGCGUCGAUCCUAGAUGUCGGAGGUGGGACCGGAGGCUUCAUCGCAUCUCUAUUGGGAAAGUUCAAGAAUAUGAAGGGUGCAAUUCUGGACCUUCCGGAAGUGAUCCAGCAAGCCAAGAGCAAUUUCCACAGCACCGAUGGCCAGUAUGCUAAAGUCCAAGAUCAAAUCCCGGAGGAAAACCUCAUCGCUGGAGAUUUCUUUGUCGAGGUUCCUAGCUCCGAGGUGUACGUUAUGAAGUGGUGUCUGCAUGACUGGGAUGACGAAAAGGCAACUAUAGUCUUGAAGAAUAUCAGACGAGCGAUUAAAAAGGGAAACCGAAGCCGCCUAGUGAUUUUGGAAUCUGUGUUGAAGAGUGGUGAUGUAGGGCGACUCUCCCGGUACGCUGAUUUGAACAUGAUGGUAGCAGUUGGCAGCAAAGAAAGAGACGAAGAGGAGUGGAGGGCAUUAGCAGCGGCGAGUGGGUGGCAGAUAAGAAUGAUUUACGAUCUUCGAAAUGCGUGGCCAUCCGCCAUUGAAUUCUUUCCAGUUUGGGAGGAUCCGACAGUCGUGGCGAAAGAAUCAAUUCCGGAACAUUCAGUGUCAUUGGCUAACGGAGACCAAGCCGUGGAACGGCCCCUUUUGUUGAAUGGAGUUGAUGCCGUUAAACCAACAGCAGCCGAUGUCAAGGAGAAAGAGACAAGUGCAGAAUUGAUUCCCACGGAAAGCCAUGUUAACGAGACCGCUCAAGAGGAGCCUGCACCACUGCGUUCGGAAGUGCAACUUCAAGGAGAGCCAUCCCAGCCACAGACACCGGCCCAAGAACCAGCAUCAAAAGGAUUAGCAUCGGCAGAGCCAGCCCCUCUCGUCAACGGUAUUAGUACCUCGCCGAGUCAGACCACAGCGCAGAUGCGAUUCCUCGAACCUUGGGACCCAUCACGCGGCAACCCAUACAUUCGGACCAACCCUUGUCAGGGCUACGACCACAUGAACUUCAAAUGGCAGGAGCAUUCGGUGCCUAUCACCAAUGCUAGGCCGAAAAUGAACGACUUCAAUCUUGACAUUCAUGGCUUCACUUACGCUAAAGACGAAAUCUCUCCUGAUUUGAUCGACGCUCUUCGCCAAAACCAGCGCGAUACCGUGAAACAGCUUUAUUAUCCGCAAGUUACAGAGCUCGCCAUGAAGCUGACGGGGGGCAAGCGGGUAAUUGUCUUUGAUCAUACCCAUCGAAAGCGAGGGCCGGAACCCGAAAAUAUGCAAAAUGGCAACAUAGCAGAGCAGCCGGCUACAAUGGUACACUGUGAUCAAUUCGAGGAAGCUGCUAUAAGACGUUUACGAGAGAAUCUUCAUCCGUGGGAAGACGUGGAUACCGUCCUCAGGGGCCGGGUGCAAAUGAUCAAUAUCUGGCGUCCCCUGGCCGCUCCAGUUCAAGACUGGCCUCUUGCAACUAUGGAUUACCAAAGCGUAGAACCAGACGCUAUUCAACCUUGUGAUCUUCUUAGAGAAACCUUUGAGAAGCGAGGGCAAACUGCAACCUUCAAGCAUUCAGAGGACCAAAAGUGGUAUUACCUGGACAAACAAACUACGGACGAAGUUACUGCUAUCAAGAUUUGGGAUAAUCUAGAUGGCGUGAGUAGAAUUUGUGCACAUGCUCCAUUCAAGAAUCCUGCAGCACCAAAGGAUAUAGUACUCAGUGAGAGCAUCGAAGUGAGAUGUUUGGUGUUGGAUGAGCCAGAGAGCAAGUGGUUCUCAGACUGCCCUUGCUGCAAAUCUCCGUGAACGAUGAAGGGGAUGGAGAUAUGAGUAAUUUUUUUAAUGUGGGAUUUGUAUAUAC